Thermothielavioides terrestris NRRL 8126 is the source of this 1520-nucleotide messenger RNA. RefSeq lists its product as uncharacterized. Gene Ontology annotation, molecular function: ATP binding; protein serine/threonine kinase activity. Gene Ontology annotation, cellular component: cytoplasm; autophagosome. Bases 33 to 1283 code for a protein of 416 amino acids. NCBI's taxonomy places the organism in Eukaryota, Fungi, Ascomycota, Sordariomycetes, Sordariales, Chaetomiaceae. The transcript has 3 exons. Gene Ontology annotation, biological process: autophagy; peptidyl-serine phosphorylation; autophagosome organization. The record is from RefSeq and is a predicted model, not a curated record.
UGUACCAACUCCCCAAGGACGAGCCCUACACCAUGGGGCCGAGAAAUGCGAGGACGAAGAAGUACAUCUUGGGCGGCGAGGUCGGCGCCGGCUCGUACGGCUCCGUGUGGUGGGCCUUAGAUGCGACCAACGGCCAGGUCAUGGCCGUCAAGAGAUUCCACAAGCUGUCGGGCAGGAACCUCGAGUUCGCCACCCGCGAAAUCGCCAACCUCUUCCGCAUCAACAGAGACGACUCGAUCAGACACGAACACAUCCUGAAGAUUCUCGACUGCGCAGGUGGCGGGAGGGGCGACAACUGGGGCGAGAUCUUCAUGCCCCUGAUGGAAGGAAACCUGAAGACGCUGGUGGAAAAGGUCGGCGUGCCGGACGAAUACGCUCUCUCUGACGUAGUCCUGCGCCAGAUGCUGCUCGCCCUGGAGUGCAUCGCCUCGCACCGCAUCAUCCACCGCGACGUCAAGCCGGAAAACAUCCUGUGGGAGUACGACGAGGCCGGCAACUACCGCUUCUGCCUCGGCGACUUCGGCCUCUCCAACGACCCGAACCUCGCGAGGACGGCGGCGGGCACCGAACCCUUCAUGGCUCCCGAGGUCCUCCAUCGCCAGCGGCAGUCCGCCAAGGUCGACAUCUGGUCCCUGUUCGCCACCAUCGUGUGGACGCGCACGGUCGAGUUCCGGCGCACGUGCUCCCAGCUGAGCGUCCCCGACCUGCACGCCUGGCUCGUCAACAUCUCCCAGAUGGAGCAGUACGCCAACAUCCGCAAGAUGGCCAGCAUGGAUCCGCGCAGGCGUCCGUCGGCGACAAAGCAGCUCGCCAUCCUCAACAACCAGUCCGAGGACUACGCCGGCGGCGUGGGCAGCUACGCCGGCUCCAGCGGAGACGAGCUGGCCGAGGAUCUGGGCACCCGCUUCUCGCGCGCCAUGAACCUGCAGGACCCGCCCAGCUUGACAUCCGAAUCCGGCAGUUUCGAGAUGGCCAGGCCUCCGGAGCUUCCCUAUUACGAGCCGUACGCGAGCGGGGUGAGGGAGAGCUACUAUGGCGCCCAGGCGGGACCGAGCAGGUGGUACGUGCCGCCGUCGCAGGGCCCGGCGGGCGCUCCGAGGGAUCACGAGGCAUGGGUCAGGCCUUACGAACCCCCCUAUGCACCGCCCGACAGCCAGGACAGCGGCAGCGGGACAGCCGUGCCGGACACCUGGACCGCCGUGGCUCCGACGUUAGAUGAUAUGAACAGGCCGGAGCUGGAGCCGGAGCCGGAGGAAGCGGCACCGCGGAGGAGAAGACGCUGAGGUAAGAACCGGGCUUAGACACCCUGUUCCUCAUACAGCGGGGUGGGCUAGGAUAUGUGUCCCCCAGAGACACAGGGGAAACCAUGUUUUUGGGUGCAUGUUUUUCCUUGACCUCUCUCUGUCAGCGAUUUUCGGGCUUUCGGGUUUUCGACACGAACGAUCACAUCCGGGAGUAGCAGAGAGACAGACGAUACCGUAGCGCGACUAAUCUGAUACGUUGAUGUCAUCCAACCGCGA